Molecule: messenger RNA, 1846 nt
Organism: Monopterus albus (swamp eel)
Lineage: Eukaryota; Metazoa; Chordata; Actinopteri; Synbranchiformes; Synbranchidae
Gene: psmd3
Product: proteasome 26S subunit, non-ATPase 3
Exons: 13
Coding region: 146-1693 (515 amino acids)
Biological process (GO): ubiquitin-dependent protein catabolic process; regulation of protein catabolic process
Cellular component (GO): proteasome complex; proteasome regulatory particle, lid subcomplex
Molecular function (GO): enzyme regulator activity; protein binding
Source: RefSeq, a predicted model, not a curated record
UAAACAGGCACAGCAAUAGGAGCUAAUCGAUUUGUUAUCGAUCAUCUGGGUUUGUUGUUUCUGCGAUCAGCUCGUUAUCCUGUCUCCCACAAUCCCUUGCGCUUCACAAUAGUUGCCAGUCAUUGUGAGAUCAAAUAGAAAAAUUAUGAAGGAGACAGCGGCCAAGCGGCGGGACAAAGGCCGGGACCCCAAAGCCGAGAAGCCGAAAGAUCCGGGCCCAGAGCUACAGGAUGUGGAGAUGCCGGAGGAGGAUGCGGCCAACGCUGUUAAGCAGCCGAAAGAGCUGGACAGCCUGACCCUGGACGACAUUAAGGAACAAGUAAAGCAGAUCGAGAAGGCCGUGUUGGGGAAGGAGCCUCGCUUUGUCCUCCGUGCUCUGCGGGCGUUACCCUCCACCAGCCGCCGUCUCAACACCAGCGUGCUGCACAAAGCCAUCUGUGGAUUCUUCACCAACAACACUACCACCCGAGACUUCCUGCUGGGCUUCUUGGAGGAGCCGAUGGAGAUGGCAGAUGGAGAUGUCCAGUUUCGACCGAGGACGGGUAAAGCGGCAUCGGCACCUCUGCUGCCAGAGGUGGAGGCGUACCUGCAGCUGCUGCUGGUGGUUCACCUGACCAACAACAAGAGAUACACAGAGGCUCAGAAAGUGUCUGACGACCUGCUGCAGAAGAUUGGCUCCAAGAACCGCAGAGCUCUGGAUCUGGUCGCUGCUAAAUGUUAUUAUUACCAUGCCAGAGUGUACGAGUUCCUCAACCAGUUCGACACCAUACGCAGCUUCCUCCACACUCGCCUGCGUACGGCGACUUUGCGUCAUGACGCUGAUGGUCAGGCUGUUCUUCUCAACCUGCUGCUGAGGAACUACCUGCAUUUCAACCUGUACGACCAGGCCGAGAAACUGGUGUCCAAGUCGGUGUUUCCUGAACUCGCCAACAACAACGAGUGGGCCAGAUACCUGUAUUACACAGGUCGUAUUAAGGCAAUUCAGUUGGAGUACUCGGAGGCUCGCAGAACUCUGACCAAUGCUCUGAGGAAAGCUCCACAACACACAGCCGUGGGCUUCAAACAGACGGUCCACAAGCUGCUGAUCGUAGUGGAGCUGUUGCUGGGAGAGAUUCCUGACAGACUCCAGUUCCGACAGCCGUCGCUCAAGAGAUCACUGAUGCCCUACUUCCUACUCACUCAGGCGGUGAGGACGGGGAACCUGGCCAAGUUCAACCAGGUGUUGGAGCAGUUUGGGGAGAAGUUUCAGACCGACGGCACGUACACACUCAUCAUCCGCCUGAGACACAAUGUCAUCAAGACCGGUGUGCGUAUGAUCAGCCUGUCAUACUCUCGGAUCUCUCUGGCCGACAUCGCUCAGAAACUGCAGCUCGACAGCCCCGAGGACGCAGAGUUCAUCGUCGCCAAGGCGAUCGGUGACGGCGUGAUUGAGGCGAGCAUAAACCACGAGAAAGGCUUUGUCCAAUCAAAAGAGACCAUGGACAUCUAUGGGACGCGAGAGCCUCAGCUGGCUUUCCAUCAGAGGAUCUCCUUCUGCUUGGACAUCCACAACAUGUCUGUCAAGGCCAUGAGGUUUCCUCCUAAAGCUUACAACAAAGACCUGGAGUCAGCAGAGGAGCGUCGCGAGCGGGAGCAGCAGGAUCUGGAGUUCGCCAAAGAAAUGGCUGAAGAUGAGGACGACAGCUUCCCAUGAUGCUCUCUGCUGACUUCUUGUAUAUGUGUCUGCACGCUCUUAUCCAAUCAGUUAUUACCUACAAUUCCCCUCUCCCCUAGCCUUUUCUGUCUCUGCUGUGUGUUCCGGUUGUAACCUUGACUUUUCUGAGACAAAUAAAACACUUUGUUUGUA